AUGAAAAUGCUUCGAUUUCGCAGUCCAAGCAUCCGAUCCCUGAACCAAGAGAUCCAAUGUACCGUCCGACUCCUGGACGACUCGGAGGUUUCUUGUAGCAUCCAGAGAGACACCAAGGGCCAGUAUCUUUUGGAUCACAUAUGCAACCACUACAGCCUACUGGAGAAGGAUUACUUCGGCAUCAGAUAUGUGGACCCCGAAAAACAGAGGCACUGGUUGGAUCCAAGUAAGCCCAUCGUCAAACAAAUGAAAAGUCAACAGCCAUACACUAUGUGCUUCCGGGUAAAGUUCUACCCACAGGAGCCAAUCAAAAUCAAGGAAGAGCUUACAAGAUAUCUCCUCUACCUGCAGCUGAAGAGAGACAUGUACCAUGGCCGUCUCUUGUGCCCUUUUGCCGAUGCGGCCUAUCUUGGAGCCUGUGUAGUUCAGGCUGAGCUAGGUGACUAUGAUGCUGACGAACAUCCUGCAGACUACAUAAGUGAUUUCAAACUCUUCCCAAAACAGAGUCUGAAGCUGGAAAGGAAGAUCAUGGAGAUCCAUCAAAACGAGUUAAGGGGGCAGUCUCCUGCAUUGGCAGAGCUCAAUCUUCUCCAGAGAGCACACACUCUAGAUACAUACGGAGUUGACCCCCAUCCCUGUAAGGAUUUCACAGGAGCCACGGCGUUCCUUGGAUUCACAGCCACCGGAUUUGUGGUAUUCCAGGGAAAUAAGCGGAUCCAUCUGCUGAAAUGGGCGGAUGUGAAUAAGCUGAAAUUCGAAGGGAAGACGUUUUAUGUGAUCGGAGUGCAGAGAGAGAAGAAACUGGUUUUGACGUUUCACACCUCGACGCCGGCUGCGUGUAAGCACUUGUGGAAAUGUGGAGUGGAGAACCAAGCCUUUUAUAAAUGUGCAAAGUCCAGUCAAAUUAAAACAGUUUCCAGCAGCCAUUUGUUUUUCAAAGGCAGCAGGUUUCGCUACAGCGGUCGUGUGGCUAAAGAGGUGAUUGAAGCCAGCUCAAAGAUCCAGAGGGAACCUCCAGUGGUGCACAGGUCUCAUUUUGGCCAAAGCAGAAGCUUCAACUCCCUGAGUCACAAGCAGCUUAUUAUGAACAUGGAGCCUCUCGUACCAGCGCUGACCUCAUCCAAAGAAAACAGAGACACCUCCACAGACAAUGGUCUCCUGGCUUUGAAGGACUCCGUCCACCUGUCCCCACUGAGGCCGUCCGUCACCCCCGAGGAGGUGGAGGCAGAGGAAGGGGAGGGGCACUCCCCCGGGGUGCACGGUGAGGAAGACUUCGCCCUGGACAGGGCCGCGGGAGGACAGCGCGACGACGGCAAGGUGCUGAGGCUGGAGGAAGAGGUAACGGGAGAGGAAGAGGAGGGAGUCGGGGCCCUGACUAUUUCUGACAUGGUCUACAGCCCUUGCGCCAGCAUGCUACCCACGCCGGUUGAGGACGGAGAAGGAGGCGUCGAACUCCUCUUUCAAAGCCCCGCGCGGCUCCUGAAGGAGCUCCACGCUAGCCCGGAGAUGCAGGCGGAGCUCCAGGCCGAGAGGGAGAGGGAGAGCGCCAUGGAGGCCGCCCGGCGGGCCAUGUGCCGGCCGCAGACGGGGAGGCAGCAGCUGCGCGCGUGCCUGCGCAGCACCGCCCGUCUCGUCGCCGUGGCAACCGGCCUCCUCCUGAUCCUGCUGCCCGUCCUGAUCCUCCUGCUGGAGUCCGACCUGGACAUUUCGUUCCUCCAUGAAAUCCGACAAACGCCAGAGUUUGAGCAGUUCCACUACGAAUACUACUGCCCACUGCGCCGCUGGUUUGUCUGUAAGCUCAAUGUGAUGAUGGAGAAGCUCAAUGGAGACUGA
Chanos chanos (milkfish) is the source of this 1833-nucleotide messenger RNA. RefSeq names its product FERM domain containing 3 (gene frmd3). The transcript has 14 exons. Gene Ontology annotation, molecular function: cytoskeletal protein binding. Gene Ontology annotation, cellular component: cytoskeleton. NCBI's taxonomy places the organism in Eukaryota, Metazoa, Chordata, Actinopteri, Gonorynchiformes, Chanidae. Gene Ontology annotation, biological process: actomyosin structure organization. The record is from RefSeq and is a predicted model, not a curated record. The coding region runs from base 1 to 1833 and encodes 610 amino acids.